This is a messenger RNA of Drosophila grimshawi, 1865 nucleotides long. Its product is annotated as cytochrome b5 reductase 4. Gene Ontology annotation, biological process: generation of precursor metabolites and energy; superoxide metabolic process. The coding region runs from base 31 to 1674 and encodes 547 amino acids. The transcript has 2 exons. Gene Ontology annotation, molecular function: heme binding; oxidoreductase activity. The record is from RefSeq and is a predicted model, not a curated record. Gene Ontology annotation, cellular component: endoplasmic reticulum. NCBI's taxonomy places the organism in Eukaryota, Metazoa, Arthropoda, Insecta, Diptera, Drosophilidae.
UUCAGCUUGCAAACAAUAACAAUUAAAAAUAUGGGCGAUUCCACUCUAAAACUACCAGGAGCAGCGGCAGCUCCACUCAAACCACCUGCUGUAGCAGCUUUAUCCGUGAGCAGCCUGCAGCUGCCCAGUUCAGCGCCUCAGAAAUUAACAUCCGCUGCCAGCAAUGGCAAUGUCUCUGGUUCGGCAACAGGUAAUCCUCGUAAUAAAUGCGCCCUCAAACCGGGCUAUUCCCUGAUGAGCUGGAUACGCUUGUGCAAUUCGGGUGCGGAUCUUUCAGGCACGGCGGGUCGUGUUGUGCCCGUGAGCAGAACGGAGCUGGCCCGGCACAAUCAGGUGAAUGAUGCCUGGAUGGCAAUAAGAGGCAAGGUUUUCAAUGUGACACGCUACAUGGACUAUCAUCCGGGCGGAGUGGAUGAACUGAUGCGUGGCGUUGGACGCGAUGCCACCAAACUAUUCGAUGAGGUGCACGCCUGGGUAAACUAUCCCCAGUUGCUGGGCAAGUGUUAUGUGGGUCCACUCAAGGACACAGUGGCCAGCAAAAAGGCAACAGACGCGGAGCUCCUUCGACUGCCGCCGCCGUCGGCUCCAGCGGAGCUAAAGCCACGCUUCGAUUGGAUACAACAGCGACGGGAAUUGACGCUCUAUUUUUAUACGCGUCGCUGGGCCAAUCCUGGUGUACUCCUUAAGCGCAAAACGGCUGAGGAGCUGGAGGUGCGUGUGCAGCUGGCAGAGAUUUGGCAUCUCUACAACUUUAAGCUCCAUAGUGGCAUCAUUUGGCCACCAAAAGCUUUACGUGUGAGUCCAGAAACUGGAAAAAUUGAACUGGUGCUCAGCAAGCAAGAGGAGCAGCCUUGGAGUAGCUAUGGCAGCCAUGAGGCCAGCAAGACGAGCGGAGCGCCGGAGGAGGAGCUUUUGGAUUUCAUGGUGCAGCACUGCAGCCACUUUAAUCACGACUCGUUUGAGCUGUGUUUGGAGAGCGUUGAGCAAGAGUUGCUGCUCCAUCUGCCAGUUGGCUAUCACCUCGAUAUUGAGGUGCCCCAUAAUGGAGAGCGAGUGCAGCGCAGCUAUACACCAGUGCCACACAACUGCCUGCUGGCUGAGGCAUACUCAUCCUCAUCCUCUCCAAACAGUCAACGAUUUCUCAUCAAGCACUAUGAAAACGGCAUCGUUUCUAGUCAACUAAAUCAACUUGAAAGCGGUGGCAAUUUGCAAUUGACCCUGCCACGUGGCAACUUUAAUUUAGCCCAGCUGGAGGCACAUCGUCAUAUUCUGCUCUUGGCCGCUGGCAGUGGUCUGACGCCCAUGCUGAGCCUGCUACGACCGCUGCUCGAGCGGCACACAAAUCGAAUUGAACGCCUGCAGCUGCUGUACUUUAACAAAACCCAAGCGGACAUUUGGUGGAAGGAUAAACUGCUUGCCUUGCAGUCCAGCGAUGAACGUUUCCUUUGCCAGCACAUUUUGUCCCAGGAGGUCGAGGAACAGCCUCCAACUCCAAAUCAAAAUACUCGCAUUUGUCCGGAGCUGUUGGCGCCACUGUUUGAGCAGCAGCAGCCGCUGGGCGAACGUUUCAGCUAUGUGGCUAUUUGUGGACCUACUGGUUUCAAUACAGCUGCCCUGGACUCCUUGAGGAGAUUAGAAUUUAAGCUGACGAAUGUGCAUGUUUUUCAAGGCUAAAAAUUAAGUAUUUGUUUAUAUUAGUUUACAGUGGCAUAACAGAAUCGUUGGCAACAGCCGUUUAACAGCGAUUAUCGAUAAGUGAUUUCGAUUACAGCUGUUGAGCCGCCAAACAAUAACAUUUAAAUUAGGUAUUUGUUUAUCCGGAUUUUUCUGCAUAUAUUUGUUUUGCUUGCAGGUUAAUCAAAAAU